Molecule: messenger RNA, 4045 nt
Organism: Trematomus bernacchii (emerald rockcod)
Lineage: Eukaryota; Metazoa; Chordata; Actinopteri; Perciformes; Nototheniidae
Gene: slc17a9b
Product: solute carrier family 17 member 9b
Exons: 13
Coding region: 263-1663 (466 amino acids)
Biological process (GO): transmembrane transport
Cellular component (GO): membrane
Molecular function (GO): transmembrane transporter activity
Source: RefSeq, a predicted model, not a curated record
GAUCAAAAGAAGAACUGCGUCGCCGGCAAAAGGAGGCUGGAGAGAAAAACUGACACGUGGAUUACUCCUCCUAGGGUAUCAGACUCCCUCCUCCAGCUUCAGCUCCACGAACAUCGCCUUACGUCCCUGUUCAAUCCAGUUUCAGUUGUCAGGAUUAUUUCUUUUACACGUUUACUUUUCUGACUACACACCUAUCGACCGGAAGACAUUGAAAGUAAACAGCCGAAGCGGUUGAACGGAGGCUGCUGUUAACUCGCGUUGAAUGGCAGUUAUUCAAAAACAUGGCAAGAGCUGUAGUCCAGAUUUGGUCUGUCACAGGGAAAACCAUCCGUCCGACAAGCUCGGAGCUCCUGAAUGUCACAAGAAGUGGCCUGAACACAACACAUACUGGACAAGGCCAGUGGCGAGGGUAUGGACGGUGGUGUUGCUGCUCGGGACAUGCCUCCUGUACUGUGCCCGUGUGGCGAUGCCCAUCUGUGCUGUCAACAUGGCAGAGCAGUUCCACUGGAGCAAGAGCGAGUCAGGCAUGGUGCUGGGCAGCUUCUUCUGGGGUUACUGCUUCACCCAAGUGUUCGGAGGCUACGUCAGCGACCGGGUUGGAGGUGAGAAGGUCCUCCUGCUGUCCGCGGCAGCCUGGGGGUCGAUGACGGCCUUCACCCCCAUCCUGGCCCACUUCUGCUCCCAGCCAAUAUUCUCCAUGACACUGGCCCGCUUCCUAAUGGGCUUGUUGCAAGGAGUUCAUUACCCUUCUCUGGCGAGUCUGUGCUCUCAGAAGGUGGUGGAAAGUGAAAGGGGCUUCCUCAUGAGCACCGUGGGUAGUGGCUCUUACCUGGGCACUCUGGUGAUAGGAGGGGCUGGCUCCCUCAUGUUGGACCUGUAUGGCUGGCAGAGUGUUUUUUAUGUGUCUGGUCUCCUCUCAUUGCUGUGGGCCUACUGCAUGUGGAAAUAUCUGCUCAAGGGAGAAGGGCCUAUCAUCACCCUGGAGUCCCUGGGAAGUGGUGGGCCCCAGUCCAAACUGUCUAAAAGACAUUGGUUACGGCUCCUAAAACAACCAGCAGUCUGUGCUGUGAUCGUUACGCACCUUUGCACAGCGAGCACCUUCUUCACUCUUUUGUCAUGGCUGCCAACAUACUUUAAAGACACGUUCCCUGAUGCCAAGGGUUGGGUGUUCAAUGUCGUUCCCUGGUUGGUGGCCAUACCCUCAUCCCUCUUCAGUGGCUGCUUGUCUGACCACCUCAUCAGGCAAGGCUUUGACACAGCCUCAGUGAGGAAGUUGAUGCAGUUCUUCUCUAUGGGUGUGUCGAGUGUGUUUACUCUUCUUCUGUGUCGAAAAACAACCUUCCCCUGGGCUGUAACAUUUGUGUCGGCCACCAUGGGCCUCACCACCUUCAGUCACAGCGGUGUAUCUGUAAAUGUUCAAGAUCUUGCUCCUUCCUGUGCUGGUGCUUUAUUUGGUGUCAUGAAUACAUGUGGUGCUUUCUUAGGCGUCCUACUGGUGUAUUUCUCCGGGUAUCUCAUCGAGUCCACAGGCUCUUGGACAUCAGUGUUCGCCCUUAUCACCACCGUCAACCUGCUGGGCCUCUGCACCUUUCUGGCCUUCGCUGAUGCCCGACGGGUCGACAUUGACUACAGUAAGGUCCGCCACCACAACAUCCACAUCUAAAUCCUCAGCCAUCAAGCAUGCUAUCCCCCAAUGGAGACACGACCUUGGGCAACCAGCAGCUAAGACAUUAUCCACAUUGGAGAUCUAGCCGAUGGAUAGCAUGUGGCAAGCCUGCAUACAACAUCUGGAAAACGUUGAUAGGCUCUGGUUCUGGUCGAGGAAGUAUUGCAACAGUUACUGAAAAGCACAAAGCAGAGCCAGCACACUGUUACUGAACAAUCUUGUAUCAAAAUCUUCAUAUCCUAGAAAAACACAGAUGUGUCAGAGGAUGCGUCAGUUCGUAGCAGAACGGGAAAGAAAAAGUCUACCCUACCUCAAGGUCUGGUUUGUGUAGCGAAUGGUGAUUUAAAAGGUUUCUGAGUUCAUCAUUUGUUACAGAAUGUGUUACUUAGAACAAGAGAAGUUGUGUAAAUUGUUAUCCACAUAAUAAUAUAUGUAAGAAUAAUAGCUGUGGCAGUCUCAGAAGCUCUCUGACAGUUGUGACGGACCAAGGUGUGAGUUCUUACCCUGCGGGGGUGGGUGACUGGCCUCUUGCACCUGAAGUCUUUUAUUAGUACUCACCCAUCAAUGUCUGAGUGACACCUCAUUACCCAGCCACUAAUUACUUGGCAGGCGCUUUAAUGUCCCGUACGAUCUACCGUCUAUAGUCCCCAUCUCCAUGGUUACAAGCUCAUCUUAUUGUUACAGUCAGAGGAGGUGAAAGAGGAUGCUGUUUUACAACAAGGCUCUGAUGUAAUGCAUCCUCAUAGUUUUUUGUCUUAAAGAAUAUGUUGCGAAUACAAAGACCAAAGGUAACUCAUUAUUUUAAUUUUCCUUAUAUGUGAUUGCAUGUCAUAGAAAUACUUCACUUAAUUAUUUUUUGAGUGUAUAUAUAUUUAUAAGACUAUAUGAUUUUUUUGUGUCCAUUUCAAACUAAUGUUUUUUAUAAAAUAAAUAUAUUAAGUUGGAUGACAGGGAAAAUAAAUAUAUAUGGUAAGAUUACAAAAAAUCAUAGUGAGUAAAAAGUAAUUUUGACAGUGUGAUGCAGUAUGAAUAACUAUAUAAGAUCUUUCUGCAAGUUUAGUUCCCUCACUUAUUAUUGCUUUCUGACCUGCACUUUGGUUGAAAGAAACAUGUUGGUAUAUAUAUCAUUUUGGUGAAAACCGGAUGUCAAACUUAUUUUGCUUUGCAAAGAAACAACCUUUUUGUCACAUUAACAUCAAUGUUAUCUUAACGCUGCAUAGGAAGUGAUGUCAGUAUUUGGGAAGGGCUGCGCACAGGAGGAAGCUCAUUUACUCAUCAUGGUGGUGUGAGAGGAAGUGAGUCUGCAUUAUGUCUCGUUAAGGCUACAUAUAAUUGUCUCUAUGUUACAAACUGACAAUGAAUGUUGCAGGGCAGGUUUCAGAAUUUGUAAGGUUGAGUUGAGGAACUGGAAAACAUUUGGUUUAUCCAUUUUACUGGAAAGUGUGUGGUGUCAUUAAAGCUAGCUACGUAACUCUGGCUGAAUGUUGAAAUGUUAAAGUGAUUGUGUGAUUUAGCUUUCACAGCACAGUCUAAACAUGUAACUUUCAAUGCCAAUCUAGAUGCUUUCUUGAUACGUGUUCUUAAAAUAAUUUAUGCAUACAUUUUUUUGUGCCUGAUUUAAGGAAUGAGAGCACUUUAAGAUAUGCUCACUGUGGUCACACAGUAUCCUCUGUUGAUUAUUGUGCAUUAUUACAUUUUUGCCUUGUUCUUUUUGAUCAAAUGUUCUUUUUGUUAGUUUUUUUCUUUGUUUGGUUGUUUUCAUUUCCGAAAUAUUAGAUAGUUUUGGUAAAUGAAGAAAUGAUUUUAUUUAAAAUGUUCAGAGUAUAAAUGCAUUUUCUGUGUAACAUAUUUAAAUUGUGUGUGUGUUUAUUACAAGGACACAUAAAUCUACUGAGCAGAAUGAAUAAUUUAAUUUAAUAUCUAAUCUGAAAAAUGAUGUCGACACCAAAUGAAACUAGGAUCCUGUACCUACACUAUGUUUUGUCGUGAUUAUACACAACAAGUGUAUGCCUAGACAUUUCAUAAAGAUAAUUUAUUUUCACAAGGCCACAGCCUCCACCAUUUUAGCCUUAUUAUUGUCAAACCAAAAUCCCCACAAUCCUCGUAUGUUUACCCCGCCUUAGCAGAUAAGCAUUAUAUACAGCUGCCAUCAUCGUCCCUUUUUGUGACUGUGUUGACAUUAACAUGAUAAAUAACUGGAAUUCUGUUCACCAACAUAUCUCACUGAAGGUUCUUCUGACAAAUCCUUUUUGAUAACAUGUAAGAUAUGUAUGAUAGAAAGAAUACAUUUCUGGGGGAAAUGCAGUAUUCUAAUGCUUUUUAGAUAUGUUGUAUUUAAAAGCAUAUAUUAACUUUGAAUAAAGAUAUAUUUUGUCAACA